AUGAUCCAGGAGUGCGACAUUUUCGUCCCAUUCGUUCUCGUCAGAAGCUACGCUCCACUCCAUCUCAUCCCUCUCGUCUUUCCUAGCGGCAAGCAGCUCUUCUUCGUCCUGGCCAUUCCAGAGUUUGAGGCUCCAACAAAGGAGAUGCGAAAGGCGGUGCCUCAAAUGAUCGAGCUCAAGAGGCACACUGCCAAUUGCAGCCAGGCGGCGGCGCUGGUUGCGGCUAUCCUGGGUGGAAGCGCUACUCUCCUCGGCGAAGCUCUCGCGUCCGACACCAUUGUGGAGCCUGCGAGGAGUCCUAUGAUACCGGGGAUGGCGGCCGUGAAGAUCCAGUCCAUGAAACAGGGAGCUUACGGGUGCACGAUCAGUGGUGCCGGUCCGACCGCUGUGGCUGUCACGGAUGACGAGAGCAAGACCGAAGCUAUUGGUGCGAGCAUGGUGCUGGGAUUCCGCAAGCAUGGAAAUCUGCGAGCUGGCUAUUCGGUUCAUAAGCUCAGCAAGGACGGGGCUAAAGUUGUCGAGAGUUUGGAUUUCUAGUUGAUAUAAUGAGCUCAAGGCUCCUUUGCAGAUUGAAGUUAAUGAAGUUUCUUAAACCUUCACAUUC
Molecule: messenger RNA, 604 nt
Organism: Selaginella moellendorffii
Lineage: Eukaryota; Viridiplantae; Streptophyta; Lycopodiopsida; Selaginellales; Selaginellaceae
Product: homoserine kinase
Exons: 2
Coding region: 1-537 (178 amino acids)
Source: RefSeq, a predicted model, not a curated record